CUUACAACCUCACUUCAUAUCCCACUGCAUACAUACAGCCGACCAGCAGACUCAACACAACAAGAGAGGAUCUCAGUCUUCCUCUAAUCAAAGUCGAACCCGUAUACAAGGGCGUUUUACUUCUUCAUUUCCCUCCUUCGAACCCACCCGUUUCCCUCGCAGGCCAUGUCCAAGGUCCCUCCACUGCUGGAGCCCUACCUCGGCCCGCCCCCGGAAGCGGCCCUCGUGGUCCUCACGAGCGUUCUCGGCGCGAGCACCAACUGGCUGGUCCAGAGGUUUCUUUACUCCCUCUUGCGCCACCAUCGUCCGAGAGGAGAGGGUUCGGGAGAAGGGAGAAACGACAAUGGCGACGAUGUGGGCGUCGUGCUCGUCAGCUUCAUGCGCGACGGGGCUUUUUGGAGGGACGGUGCGAGCAGACUAGGCCUGGAUCUAGACGCCCUUCGCAGAGCGGGCAGAUUCGCAUUUGUGGACGGCCUGACCGGGCUGUUCGUCCCGCCGGUGGCAGCAGCAGCGGCACAGCCAGACGCAAAGUCGGAGGACCAGCAGCGGGACAGGAUACUACGGAGCCCCCGGCUGGACGACGUCGGGAGGGGCAUCGAGGCUGCGCUGGCGGAGGUGCGCGCGAGGAGGACGGUCCUCGUCGUGGACCAGAUCGACGCGCUGCUCGCGGCGUGCAACCCGUCCGACACGGUGACGAGCCUGUCCGUCGGGAACAUGCUCCUGUCGCUACGCGAGCGCGUGCACGCCACGAUCCUCACCCUCGCGGCGGACGACCCGCUGCUGCACCCGCAGAACACGUCGCUCGAGAGGGAGCACGCCGCGCUCGCACUGUCGCACGUGCACGCGGCACACACGGUCAUGGCCCUGCGCAGGCUCGACACGGGUGCGGCGAGGGACGUGAGCGGGGUGGUGCGCAUCACGGCCCGCGGCGGCGACGGCGGCGGCGGCGGCGGCGUGGACGACGAAGCGGGAGCGGGAGUGGAAGGCCAAGGGAUGCCCGCGACGGAGGCGGAGGGCGAUGCCGAGUAUCUCUACUAUGUGGCUGGUGAUGGAGGGGUCAGGGUGUUUGAGAGGGGGACGUGAUGAUCAAUGUGCGGAUGGAUAGCACCCGACAUGUAGACGCAUCAUGGGGGACUUGGGGCAAGUUGGGUCAUCCUCACUGGUAGUGUCAGUGAAUGCGCGAUCGUGGCAGAGACGAUACACAACAUCCCCCAAGGGACGGCAGUCACGGGCAUCACAACCAACGCAUCGGCGCCCACACGUGGUCUUCGCCUCAAGACGCGCCGCCCUACAGGUCUACCACAUCGGCGGCGCAGUCCGUCCCAGAUACAGCGCGCGUGGAUUGCGAAGCAGAACAGUGUGCAUGUGACGAAUCAAGAUGCCAUUAAGACGUUCGUGAACCGACUGCGAAUGCCCCUCACGAAGAUCUUGUUUCUCAGGGCAGAAAGCAAAAGGCCCAUUUUGUACCUUGCUUAAACACACG
Molecule: messenger RNA, 1483 nt
Organism: Purpureocillium takamizusanense
Lineage: Eukaryota; Fungi; Ascomycota; Sordariomycetes; Hypocreales; Ophiocordycipitaceae
Exons: 3
Coding region: 166-1083 (305 amino acids)
Biological process (GO): tRNA wobble uridine modification
Cellular component (GO): elongator holoenzyme complex
Source: RefSeq, a predicted model, not a curated record